AUGACUCAAGAAUACAACUACUUAGGACUUAGCCUCUCAUCAAACGGAAAGUUUACUUUAGCAGUCAAACAACUUGCUGACAAAGCUCAUCGUGCCAUGAACUCUACAAGGAAAAAACUUGAUAUCCGCAAGCUACCCCCAAAUCUAGCAAUCAAAAUAUUUGAUAGCAUAAUUUCGCCUAUUCUGCUAUACAACUCCGAGGUGUGGGGCGCUUUUGCAAACCAUGACCUCAACAAAUGGGACCAAUCCCCAACUGAAAAAAUACGCUCGAAAUUUUGUAAAAUUUACCUUGGUGUAAAUCGUAAAGCAACCAAUAUAGCAAGCAGAGGUGAAAUGGGAAAAUUACCACUACUGAUUGCUAUUCUCAAAAGACUGAUAAAAUACAUAGUACACAUCAACACCCUACCCGAUUAUACCAUUGUAAAGCAAGCGCUUCUCCUUUCUAAGGACUUGUUUCUAGACAACAAACCGAGUUUCUACUCGAAUGUAAUGCACUUAAUUAAAAAUUACGCAAGCUCCACAAACGAACUCAAUGACUUAGAACUCACAACAAACUCACAUCUACAUCAAUACCUAGAUAACGCCAAAGUCAAAUACAACAACUUUUGGAAACAUAAAUUAAACAACUGUUCCAAAUUAGAUUUCUACAAAAAAUUUAAAACCGACUACAAGCUAGAAAAAUACCUUGCAAACAUAAAAAAUCAACCACAAAGAAGAGCACUUAGCCAAUUCCGCAUAAGUUGCCAUAAACUUAAUGUUGAAUGUGGCCGUUACCACAAUGUGCCUCGUGAGUAA
Paramuricea clavata is the source of this 795-nucleotide messenger RNA. NCBI's taxonomy places the organism in Eukaryota, Metazoa, Cnidaria, Anthozoa, Malacalcyonacea, Plexauridae. The record is from the annotation of a GenBank genome assembly.